Messenger RNA from Copidosoma floridanum, 1125 nucleotides. Its product is annotated as D-amino acid oxidase 2. NCBI's taxonomy places the organism in Eukaryota, Metazoa, Arthropoda, Insecta, Hymenoptera, Encyrtidae. Gene Ontology annotation, biological process: D-amino acid catabolic process. Gene Ontology annotation, molecular function: D-amino-acid oxidase activity; FAD binding. The record is from RefSeq and is a predicted model, not a curated record. Gene Ontology annotation, cellular component: cytoplasm.
UUGACUCCUUAGUUCUGUGCAUCGCUUCAGUUACACUUGACUUUGUAAUUUUUUUCCAUGUAAUUAUUUCACGUGUAUAAAUAGAAACGUCAAGCUAGUAAAAUGCGGGUGGCAGUCGUGGGCGCAGGUGUUAUCGGCGUCACCGCGGCCGUCGCGGUGAAGGAAGCUUUUCCGACCUUCGAGGUAACAGUGUUUGCCGAAAUCUUCACUCCUCACACAACGGGUGACGGGAGCGCGGGACUCUGGGGACCCUUUGUUCUCGCCGACACGGAUCCUAGGAAAAUUGUAGAAUGGUCUCUGCUGACGCAUAAGUGGAUGAAGAACUUUUGGAAAAGCGGUCGGGCAGCGGAAACCGGUGUGUCUCUGCUGCCGUGUUAUCGGCUCUCGUGUAAAAGCUACACAAAACCAGAAUGGCUGUCGGUGGUCUAUGGUGGCUGCGAGUUGACGGAAAAAGAGCUGAAAAGAUUGAGCAAGGCGAACAAAACCGAGUACACAGGUGGUGUACACUUCGUGACGUUCACUUGCGAGCCUGUAAAAUUAUUGCCUUACUUGAUGAAAAAGCUCGAAUCGAUGAAUGGACAGUUUGUACAACGAAAAAUCACGGACUUGAAACAAUUGGGGGAAGAAGGCUUCGACAUUGUUAUCAAUUGUACUGGUUUCGGAUCGAAAGAGCUUGUGGGCGAUAAAUCUGUCAGUCCAGUCAGAGGACAAGUUAUGAGAGUAAAAGGGCCUUGGUUGUUGGAAUGCACUCUAGAAGAAGGUCACCACGGAAAUUAUGUGAUUCCAAACAUUGAUUCGACAGUCUUGGGUGGUACCUAUCAGGAGGGCGACUAUGACUGUUCUAUAAACCCGUCAGACACUAAGUCAAUAAAAGAAGGAUGUGAACGCAUCUAUCCUUCAAUAAAGAAAUGCGGAAUAAUAAGUGAAUGGGCGGGUUUGCGCCCUGGAAGAGUCCAGGUCCGUUUGGAAUCGGAAAUUAUGAGUUCACUUAAAAAAAAAGAUCUUGUGAUUAUUCAUAAUUAUGGUCAUGGAGGCAGUGGAGUAACUUUAUGUUGGGGUUGUGCUUUAAAUGUUGUUGAAAUAUUGCAUCAGCAAUUGAAGAUUAAGAAUUUAUCCAAACUGUAA